GUAAGUAGAGCCGGUUACAAAGCUGGUACCCAUUGCCCCAUUCCUAGAGUAUUAUAGUCCCGUAGUGACGGGUCACAAACUCCGGGGGCAUGAAGGAAGAGCCUCAGUACCGUGACCCUUUUGUUCGGCUACGGACAUCAGUGUGAGCCCUGCGCUCCCUAGAUGAAUCACCUGCUGCUCACCGGAAAAGAAAUGUCCAACUGACUAGAAGCCCCCGUGAGGACAGAUAUUCCUUCCCCUAGGGGCUGGUGCCAUGGCGCUGCGGGCGAGCCUGGUGCCCGUGUGCUGCCUGGCACUCCUGGCUCUACUGACACUGCCUACCAGGAGCUGUGGACCCGGCCGGGGACCCGUGGGCAGACGCCGCUAUGUGCGAAAGCAACUGAUACCGCUGCUCUACAAGCAGUUUGUGCCUAGCGUGCCAGAGCGAACCCUGGGUGCCAGCGGGCAGCCCGAGGGUAGAGUGGUCCGGGGGUCGGAACGCUUUCGAGACCUGGUGCCCAACUACAAUCCUGACAUCAUCUUCAAGGAUGAGGAGAACAGUGGGGCUGACCGCCUUAUGACCGAGCGCUGUAAGGAACGAGUGAACGCGUUGGCUAUAGCUGUGAUGAACAUGUGGCCAGGAGUGCGCUUGCGGGUAACCGAAGGCUGGGACGAAGACGGACACCAUGCUCAGGACUCACUACACUACGAAGGCCGGGCCUUGGACAUAACCACGUCGGACCGCGACCGCAAUAAGUACGGACUAUUGGCACGACUGGCAGUAGAGGCUGGCUUCGACUGGGUACACUACGAAUCCCGAAACCAUGUCCAUGUGUCUGUCAAAGCUGACAACUCUCUGGCGGUGCGGGCAGGUGGCUGCUUCCCAGGAAAUGCCACGGUACGUCUGCGGAGCGGAGAACGGAAGGGACUACGUGAACUGCAUCACGGAGACUGGGUGCUAGCUGCAGAUGCAGCCGGCCGGGUGGUACCCACGCCAGUGCUGCUCUUCCUGGACCGAGACUUGCAGCGCCGGGCCUCUUUUGUAGCAGUGGAGACGGAGAGGCCCCCACGCAAACUGCUCCUCACACCUUGGCACCUGGUCUUUGCGGCCCGCGGCCCGGCGCCUGCCCCAGCCGACUUCGAGCCAGUGUUUGCUCGGCGAUUGCGAGCUGGGGAUUCGGUACUUGCCCCAGGCGGGGACGCGCUUCGACCUGCGCGAGUGGCCCGUGUGGCUAGGGAGGAGGCUGUGGGUGUGUUCGCACCUCUUACUGCGCACGGGACUCUGCUGGUGAACGACGUCCUGGCCUCCUGCUACGCUGUCCUGGAGAGUCACCAGUGGGCUCAUCGUGCCUUCGCGCCCUUACGUCUGCUCCAUGCGCUAGGGGCUCUGCUGCCUGGUGGGACCACCCAGUCCAUCGGUAUGCACUGGUACUCCCGCCUCCUCUACCGCCUGGCAGAGGAACUAUUGGGCUGAGAGUUCUAGGUGGAAACGCCUGAGCAGAGGCAGAAGUCGUGGGCACAUGGAGACCGGAGGAUACAGACGGAAUAUGAAAUGUUAAGAAGGAGGAACAGAGAGAAAGAUGAGGACAAAGGAAGAAGGAUUGGGUGAGGGGCUGGAGUUGAGGGGAGUUUGGCAAGGUGUCCUAAGGAGGAGUAAGGGGGUUGUGCAUUGAUGGAAGCAGUAUUUCCCUUAGCCACUAUUCUCUCCUUGGCCCUCUACAAAUUCAAUUUAAUUUGUUUAAAUUCAACAAACAUUAAUUAAACAUAUACUCUAUGCAGAGCACUUUACUAGAAGUGGAGCGAGAUGCAAAUAUAUAUAUGUUACAGUCCUUGCCCUCAUGGAGCUUACAAACACCUUGCCCCCUUUUGAGUGCUCUAGUUCCUGGCUGAUAAUUUUAUUUUUCUAUUUAUAAAUGGUAAUAUAAUCUUCCAACUCUUGCCCCUGUUCUAUGCCCGGUCAGGCAAAAGGAAGAGCCAUGAUCAACUCUAAUACUGUCACUGUCCUUUUUUCUCUAUGUGAUCUAAUAAAAGGAACAAUUCAGGUAUGAGAUGUCAGCUCUGAAAUGCCCUAAGUUUCCACUACCACAACCCUCCCCCCUCCCCAACUCAGGGCAGUUCUAGUCUAUCUCAGCACAACACUACCAGGGCUCAAACUUGAGCCUCUAGGCCACCUGCCCUAAGGAUGCCAGCCCACAUGAGGAAGAAAUGCAAUGAGUAUUAAGCUGGAAAGCCAGGACUGAGGAUCUUCUACUCUCUCAGGCUGUCUUCCUCUUCUCUUCUCUGCCCCCAAGUCUCCCACCUCCUUGUCUCCUGUUCCUAACCACCCUCCUCCUAGGAUUCCUAUCCCAGUCAUUUGCAUAAUGAAGGUCAGGAUGAGGGGGAUGGUUCCUUGAAAACCACCCUCCCCCUUGUCUCCUAGAGACUGCAAGCUGGAAUUAGGACAGUAGUGUAUGUGUGUGUGUGUGUGUGUGUGCAUGCGCGCGAAUGUGUGUGUGCAGACCUUUCCUCAUAUCAACUCAUUUCCUCAUCCUUUGCAAACCUUAAGUCUAGACACAAGCCCUUACACAAGUCCUGAUGAUUAGCUCCCCCCUCCAUUCCUAACACAUGUGGGAUGGGAGAGGGAAGAUGCUGAGGCCUGCCUGGUUAAUAAGUCCCCACUCAGGCCUAGAAGACAUGUAUGGAACAUGGACUGAACAAACACUUGGGGCCCUUUCUGAGUCUUGGGGCACAGAAGAUUCACAACUGCAUCUUAGUAAGGACUGAACACCAGGCUGGGCUAAGAGGUCAUGAAAAUGACAAGUUUAGUCCUGGUGAGGAAGAAGCAGAAGGCAACCCCCUUGAUUUUGUGUGUGCUCCCCAAGGCCAUAGGACCCUGGUGUGUGCUACCCUCUGGUGGCUAUAAUGAAAAUUCUUUUCUAGCAGCCUACCCUCUUUAAAGAAAUGAUGGUAUAUCCCUACCAGAGUCAAAGAAGAAGGGAGAUUGUACCACAUUUCAAAGUUAGGGGUAGGACUGAGCAGCAGAAAGGUGUUUGUUGGGUUUCUGCAAAGAACAGCAUUCUUAGGGGUUCAAUCUAGAAGAGUCUUUGCAGAACAUGUGGUCAGAGCUUAACCAGAGAUACUAAGAGCAAUUAAAGUUAUUUUUUUAUGGGAAAAUUUCCUCUAUGUCUUCAUCCUCUCUAGCCUUGGGCAGUCCACAACCCCAUUUUCCUUAAGAGAUGGAAACACAGUGAGAAAAAAGAAAACUGGGGUAC
This is a messenger RNA of Vombatus ursinus (common wombat), 3230 nucleotides long. It is a transcript of the gene DHH, whose product is annotated as desert hedgehog signaling molecule. The transcript has 3 exons. Gene Ontology annotation, molecular function: patched binding; calcium ion binding. Gene Ontology annotation, biological process: regulation of gene expression; cell-cell signaling; cell fate specification. The record is from RefSeq and is a predicted model, not a curated record. NCBI's taxonomy places the organism in Eukaryota, Metazoa, Chordata, Mammalia, Diprotodontia, Vombatidae. The coding region runs from base 254 to 1453 and encodes 399 amino acids.